AUGGUUGGUCAUCGACCGAAAAGGCAACUGCACUCACUUUGGCGCUGCAAACAGAUGCUGCAGCUCUUCUUCAAAGAAUAUCACCCGAAGAGCAAGAGGUCACACUUCUACCAUACUCAACUGAAGAAUUGGUUCCAGAAGUCAGAGUAUCCCCUGGCACACUGUGUGGCUGAAGACUUGCAAGUGUCGAUUGGUAUAGCAAAGGUCUUUCUCAGGAAGCUCGGAGGAAUGCAAGAGCUGCGUCGGUCUAACCCCGAAGUCGGAGAAGUGCUCCAGAUAACUGAAGAUAGUAUCAGCCGAAAGAUCUUAUAUCUGGUUACGAAGAAAGCUUCGUAUCAGAAACCGAAUUACGAGGAUGUCUGGAGCGCUUUGUGUUAG
Messenger RNA from Acanthoscelides obtectus, 378 nucleotides. The record is from the annotation of a GenBank genome assembly. NCBI's taxonomy places the organism in Eukaryota, Metazoa, Arthropoda, Insecta, Coleoptera, Chrysomelidae.